AUGGGUAUCGAUUUCAAAGUUUUCAAGGGUUCCCAAUCCGGGGAGAUCGUGGAGGCCAAGGGUCACCGUGAAGUAGGCCCGACACAAGCUCUAGUUGCGUUAUCACACUGUGGAGUUUGCGGAACUGAUUCUCAUUACCGGCAUGCCGACCAAGGACUGGGCCAUGAAGGCGUCGGCGUUAUCAAGGAGGUGGGAAGUCUGGUUGAGAAGCUCUCAGACUUGAGAGUCGGUGAUCGCGUUGGAAUGGGGUGGCUCCAAAGAACGUGCGGGUAUUGUAAAUUUUGCUUGACUGGUAGGCAGUUCAAGUGUCAGAACAGCGAACAAUUUGGGACCGCCAACUUGGACCAAGGUUGCUUUGGCACAGGUGUCGCUUGGGAUGUCAGCGCGCUCUUCAAGAUCCCAGACGAGAUCGCUUCCGAGUCCGCAGGGCCACUGAUGUGUGGUGGUGCCACUGUCUGGGGCCCGCUAUAUGAGCACGGGUUCAAAGCAGGUGAUCGCAUCGGGAUCAUCGGAAUCGGUGGACUCGGACAUCUGGCUAUUCAGUUUGCAUCGAAAAUGGGCAUGGAGGCCGUUGUCUUCUCUGGAACCGAGUCCAAGAAGGAAGAAGCAUUCCGAUUUGGCGCCAGAGAAUUCUACGCCACCAAGGGAGUCACAAAGUUCGAAGGAAUCGAGCCGGUCGACUGCUUGUUGAUCACGACUUCGGUGCUACCUGAUCUCUCACUAUAUCUUCCUGUGUUGGCGCCAUUUGCGAAAAUCUUCCCGCUCACCAUCAGCAUGGAUAACAUUCCAGUCCCGGUUUUGCCGUUUAUCAUAUACGGCUAUUCAAUAAUCGGUUCUGGGGGAGCUCACCCACAAUCCGUGCAGGCGAUGUUGAGAUUCGCGGCGGAACAUUCAGUCAAACCGGUCAUCGAAAAGUUUCCUAUGACACAGAAAGGCGUCACGGAUGCCAUGACGAAGCUGGACGAGGGGAGCGUAAGAUAUCGCGGAGUCCUUGAAGUCAUCCAUCAUGCCAUGAUCGCUCCAAAACCAUGGCUGGAAGAGCUUACACUGAACAAGCUACAUCGACUCGCAACAGCUCUGGGCACACCAUGCUCCGGAACAAAGCUUGCACGUAUAGAAGCCAUCCGUCACGCAACCUCCAACACUGUAAGAGAUGGAGACAGCAGAAGAAGGGUGCCCAACUUGAGUCUUCUGAGUAUAGACAUGGGUAUCAGGAAUCUGGCCUUUGCCCAUCUCACGGCCCCGAUUGAAGAGGCCACGCGGCCGCUGAAGCAUAUACAGUACAGCAUGCCAACACUGCAAGCAUGGCGUCGAAUAGCAGUGGCAGAGUCGUUGGAUACCACAAGCGGCCGCCCGUGCUCAGCAUUAGAGAAAUCCACAACCACGGCAGUCAACCCAGCUGAAGCAAGCAAAGAAUCAUUCGAGCCUAUUGACUACGCCAGGCACGCAUACCAUCUUGUCAAAUACAUGUUAGAGGCUUACCAACCCAAUCAUGUCUUGAUUGAGAGACAAAGAUUUCGCUCAGGUGGCCAAUCGGCGGUUCAAGAAUGGACCCUCAGGGUCGGCGUCUUUGAAGGCAUGCUUUAUUCCGUUCUGCGGACUCUGGUCGAGGAGCACAAACUGCAGCUAAGCAUAGAGCCAAUGCAGCCUCCCCGAGUCAACCGUUAUUGGCUUGAGGUAUCCCAGGGCUUGCUGGGCUCGAAAGAGAACAAGCUGGUUGGUCGCCAGAUAAAGAAAGCAAAAAUUGAUCUUGUUGGCCAUCUACUCCGUGACGGCAGCCUAGAUGUCUGUGUCGGAAAGGGCGUCCAGAAGACAGCGUCCGAUUAUGUAUCCCGCGUUAAUAAGGCUUCCCAACGCGGGCGAGCUGAUGCAACAAAAAUGUCAAAGCAAGAUGAUCUGGCCGACUCGCUCUUGCAGGGAUUGGCAUGGAUUCACUGGCAAAACAACCGAAGACGCAUCCAAGUUCUGGGGCGAGAUGCAGUUGAUAUGGCGUCUGGAGCCUUGUUAUGAGUGUCUG
Cladophialophora immunda is the source of this 2017-nucleotide messenger RNA. RefSeq lists its product as uncharacterized. Gene Ontology annotation, molecular function: crossed form four-way junction DNA binding; flap-structured DNA binding; zinc ion binding. Lineage: Eukaryota; Fungi; Ascomycota; Eurotiomycetes; Chaetothyriales; Herpotrichiellaceae. Gene Ontology annotation, cellular component: mitochondrion. The coding region runs from base 1 to 2010 and encodes 669 amino acids. The record is from RefSeq and is a predicted model, not a curated record. The transcript has 5 exons.